Globicephala melas (long-finned pilot whale) is the source of this 1903-nucleotide messenger RNA. RefSeq names its product putative protein FRMPD2-like. Lineage: Eukaryota; Metazoa; Chordata; Mammalia; Artiodactyla; Delphinidae. Gene Ontology annotation, molecular function: protein binding. The record is from RefSeq and is a predicted model, not a curated record.
UGCUGUGCCCCACAUAGAAAUGCCACUGAGACGCCAGCCUUUCCAAGCUGUUGAUUUCUUCUUGGCUUGUUUUUAUAGGUGUUUGUGGAAAUACCUCAAGCGAGGAGAAGAAUAGCACGGCCAACUCUGGGGUCUUCUCUACAGACAGCCUGAGCAACGGGCACCUGGGAAGUUUUUCAUCACACACACAAGACCAGGAAAGAAAUAUUGAAGAACUGGAAAUGGCUCGGACUCAGAGCUUAAUGCCCAGGCUGAGACCUCAGCUGUCUGCUCCACCAUUAAAGGGUACUGGUUCUUCGUGUCCUCUAUCACCUUCAGAAAACAAUGCCAGUGAAAUCUACUUCGUGGAGCUGGUUAAAGAAGAUGGGACACUUGGAUUCAGCGUGACUGGUGGCAUUAACACAAGUGUGCUCUGUGGAGGUAUCUACGUGAAAUCCAUCAUUCCCGGAGGGCCAGCAGCCAAGGAAGGGCGGAUCCUGCAGGGUGACCGGCUCUUGCAGGUGGAUGGAGUGAGUCUGUGUGGCCUCACCCACAAGCAGGCCGUGCAGUGCCUCAAGGGCUCUGGGCAGGUUGCAAGACUGGUCUUAGAGAGAAGAGGCCCCAGGACUGCACAGCAGUGUCCUUCUGCUAAUGACAGGAUGGGAGAUGAAUGCACGGCUGUUUCCUUGGCAACAGUCUUGCCUGGAAGGCCUGCGAGCAGUGUCUCAGCGACAUAUGGUCCCAGGUUUGAAGUCAAGCUAAGAAAGAACGCCAGUGGUUUGGGAUUCAGUUUCGUGCAGAUGGAGAGUGAACGCUGCGGCCAUCUCAAGAACGAUCUUGUGAGGAUUAAGCGGCUCUUCCCGGGGCAGCCGGCAGAGGAGAAUGGGGCCAUCGCAGCUGGUGACAUUAUCCUGGCUGUGAACGGAAGGCCCACAGAAGGCCUCGACUUCCAGGAGGUGCUGCAUUUACUGCGAGGAGCCUCGCAGGAAGUCACACUCCUGCUUUGCCGACCCCUGCCAGGUGUGCUGCCUGAGAUGGAUCAGGGCUGGCAGACACCUGUGCUCUCAGCAGACAAAGAAUUCACCAGGGCAACAGGCACUGACUCAGAGCAGAGCCCCAGCCUAGAUCAAGAGGACAGCCAGAGGGACAGUGCCUCCGCAGAUGCAGGGGAAGGCCUGGGUCUCAGGCCAGAGUCUUUCCAACAGGCCACCGGAGAGGCACAAUGGGACCAAAACACAGAGAGACCCUGGGCCACUUCCUUGACUCGUCCUCGGGAUUCCUACCCUCAUUUAUUCAGACUUCACCAAGAAAUGGAUGCAUCAACAUUGGCUACCUCUUUGGAAAACGAUAUGAAGCAAAACUGCUAUUCAGUUUGUGAUAUCAGGAGACUUGAAAGAUUCUCCUACUCAUCUUCUCUAACCAGACUCUCGACAGAUAUUUUCUGAGUACCCUGUCUGCAUGUUGGAAGCACUGUGCCCAAUGCUCUGUCAUCUUCACGGACUGCUCUUUCUAAUCAAAAACGUGUGUAGUGACUUUCGGCAGCCCCUCGAAGGCUUAUUCUCUCCCUGUUGCUUCUGCAUCUUCGUUGCCAACCAAUGAGCUUCACCGUUCAUCUGCUUCCUAUGUCACACAGGGAGUAAAUGUCACUCCAGCUGGCUGCUUCUCCAAAGAGACACCGUUUCAGUGCUCUGUAAAGGACCUGAUAUUUGGGCAAAGUGCUUUGAAGGUCACCUGCUUGAGCUGUUCCCAGCCUCUUGCUUUGGCCCUUUCCAUCUAAUUCCUCUGUCGAAAUAGCAAACGUAAUCAUAGUAGUAAUCAUGACAUCUUCCAUUUACUGAGAACUUACCCUGUACCAGGAGCCAUGGGUGGCUGUAUCAGAAUUAUUUAAUGUAAGCAUCCCAAUGCUCCUAUAAGUUUCUUAACC